AUGAAGGCGAAAGUUCCAAGAAACUUCAAAAGCCCUGAUAUAAACCUCUAUGACGGAACCACAAACCCGAAGCAUCAUUUAAGCAAUUUCAAAAGUCGGAUGUAUCUGGCUGAUGCUUCUGAUGCAACCCGCUGCAAAGCUUUCCCAACUACCCUGUCGAAGGCAGCUAUGAAGUGGUUUGAUAGCCUCCCUCCCAGGUCGGUUACCAGCUUUGAGGACCUCUCGAGAAAAUUCCUAAUGCGGUUCUCCAUCCAGAAGGAUAAAGUAAAUCACGCACCGAGUCUCCUGGGAGUUAAGCAGGAGGUCGGGGAACCUCUACGUGACUACAUGGAAAGGUUCAACAAAGCGUGCUUGGAAAUUCAAGACCUGCCCACAGAGGCAGUUAUCAUGGGAUUAGUAAAUGGACUUAGAGAGGGCCCCUUCUCUCAGUCCAUAUCAAAAAGGCACCCCACCACUUUGAGUGAUGUACAAGAGAGAGCAGAAAAGUACAUCAACAUGGAGGAAAUUGCCAGACUACGGGAGCCCAGGUGGCGACAUGGGCCUCCUCACUCAGCAAAAGAGAGAGAAAGGGAGCCCAAGAAAAAGAGGAGGUCGGUACGGACAGGCCGAGGAGAUAACACUCCUAUACUCCUCUAA
This is a messenger RNA of Arachis stenosperma, 636 nucleotides long. RefSeq lists its product as uncharacterized. Bases 1 to 636 code for a protein of 211 amino acids. The record is from RefSeq and is a predicted model, not a curated record. Lineage: Eukaryota; Viridiplantae; Streptophyta; Magnoliopsida; Fabales; Fabaceae. The transcript has a single exon.